AUGUACGAGAGUGAAGACGAAGACAUAUGCCCAGUGUGCGAGGGCGAAUGUACAUGCAACAAUAUUACCGAGUCCGUCACCGCAUACAGCUUUGAAGAAUUCAACCGCCAGCAACAGCAAUCCAAGGUGGCCUCGACCUCAGCUGCUGCCCGUCAAAAAUUACGCCGGCGCUUCCCAAAGGAUUCAGACCCUCUUCGUCAAAGGGCCUUGGUCGUCCCUCGUCUCCAGUCCUUGAAGCUCAAAAUCCCUUCCCAGUCUAAGCACGAUGCGGAACACACACUCUCCGACUCUUCCAACUCUACUAUCGACGCACCCUCUGGUCCUCAACUCGCACGAUUUAAUCUCUCAAAACAUCCUAAUGGUGGAGCCUCUGGUUCUGUUACACCUCGACAUGCACUCGACGACCGAAUAUCGCCUACCAAUGCACCGGGCAAGGUGAUCCCACCAAAAGUGAUUGCCAAAUCAAAAGGUAAAGGCAAGCAACCUAUCGAACGCAAACCCGCACCCGUAACGAAAAAAGCAACAUCCACAACCGUCAAGAAAUCUACUGCCACUAAUACUAAAAAGCCUACCCUCGUUAAUUCCAAGAAACGAAAACUUGGUCGACCUCACAAGAAGCGCGUACGGGAAACGACGAGCGAGUCGAGUCUGAGCGACUUUGACGACUUUGACGAAGAUGAUUUCGUUCCGUUCCGUAGCUCUGGACAGACGCAUCAAAAACAGGCGGUUAACGGUCCUGUCUCUGAUUUCCCGACUUUUGUUAGCGCAAGCGUGUUUGGGGAUUCCGAAGAUGAGGUGGUUCUACCAGCUCGGAUUCAGAAACAACGGGAUUAUUAUUAA
Molecule: messenger RNA, 840 nt
Organism: Rhizoctonia solani
Lineage: Eukaryota; Fungi; Basidiomycota; Agaricomycetes; Cantharellales; Ceratobasidiaceae
Exons: 2
Coding region: 1-840 (279 amino acids)
Source: RefSeq, a predicted model, not a curated record